Plasmodium vivax (malaria parasite P. vivax) is the source of this 4802-nucleotide messenger RNA. RefSeq lists its product as hypothetical. The coding region runs from base 508 to 4503 and encodes 1331 amino acids. The record is from RefSeq and is a predicted model, not a curated record. The transcript has a single exon. Lineage: Eukaryota; Apicomplexa; Aconoidasida; Haemosporida; Plasmodiidae.
GUUGCAGCGCAAAAUUAUAUGACUACAUACCCAGGCUCAGCCGCCGUCCUGCGCGUAUGUACAAUUGUAAAUUUUGCAUAGCGCGUCGUACACUUGUUAUAUCUGUAAUAAUUAUCCUCUCGAAUGUACAAUCCUUCGCCAGGCCCAUUUUUUUAAGUGCCCACUGAAGGUAUGCGAAAAGGGGCAUUUUGAAGCGGGUGACAUUUGCGUAAAAAGGGGGAGGACUUAACAGGGGAAACAGAGAAGGGGAGAGCAAGCCGCACGUUCAAAUUCAAGCUUAAGCUGUAACUGCAAGCCAAGUUUGCUUCCCCACUCGCCCAAACUUCCCUCGUCACACUGUGCCAUAGCGCUUUUGUCCGCCCGAGCCAAUGUUACAAAGAAUUGCUACGAAUAGUCCAUAAAGGCGAUCACAACAAGCCAAAAAAGGAAAAAACGCCCCAUUGAACGGAACAGCUUCCCGACGAACGUUGCUCAUCCCGCUUCUCCAACCGCACGGACAUCGCAAAAAUGUUCUUUAACAACAACAAUGGUAGUAACAACAAUAAUGAGGAUAAGAACAACCUAUUCGGAAAGAGCAACGCGCUGAAUAACAAUGGGCAGAAUGCAAGCGCGCCGAACAUGUGGAGCAUGCCCAACAACAAUUUGGGCAACUCCAACUUUUUUGGCAACAACUUAGCAGGUCAAAAUGCCUUAAACCAAAGCAGCACCAAUAGCAGUAUGAAUAGCAUGGGAAAUGUAGGCAACGUGGGCAACGUGAACAGCAUGGGUAGCGGCGGACUCUUCAACAGCAGCAUGAAUGGCCAGACAAAUCUACUAAAAAAUAACAGCUUCUUCGGCGGUAACGCCAUGAGCAAUCAGGACGGCGCGAACAAAAGCAGUAACCUUUUUGGGAAUACCCUCAACGCACAGGAUAACUUGAACAAGGGGAAUUCCAUGUUUUCAAACAAUCCCAACGAUUUAAAUAAAAAUAAUAGCCUGUUCGGAAGCACCACUUCCAGCCCUAGUGCGAACACAUCCGCGAAUGCUUUUAAUCAAAAUUUGUUUAGUGCGGCGAAGAAAGAUGUGUAUCCCGGUUUCACGAGGAGCCUGGUAGGAAAUACCCCCAGUAGUGGCUCCAGUAUGUUCAAACAAAGUACCCUAGGAAGCUCCAUUGCGUUAGGAAGUCAACUGAAUGAUGACCGCAGCACAGAAGGUGGAGGUCUAUUCUCAAAGGAACAAUUAGAAGCAGCCAAACAAAUCUUCGCCAAUUCGUCGAAUGCAAAUUCGUUAGGCGGUUUCAGUAACAACAAACCAAAUAACAACAAUAACAAAUUAACAUUUAGUGGAGGAUUUUCAUCCAGUUCAAGUGCUUUUGCAAAAAAUAAUAUAAACCCAUUUCAGAGUAUGGCCCUACAAGCCACUUCACAGGGUGAUAAAUCCCCCACCUCACCUAUGAUGAAUAAUAACAACACAACCAAGUCCUUCUUUGCUAGUGCUAACAUGAAUAAUAACAAUGAAGGGAAGAUAAACCCUUUCGGCAUGUCCUCCAUGGGCACCCUUGGGUCAGCAAAUAAAAUGAACACAUUCGACGAGUUUAACAAAGGCAUGAAACCAUUUAAUCAAAAUGAAGGUGGUUUAUUUGGUACGAAAAAUAACGCUAACAGCAGCACGUCUCCUCCACUCCUUAACAAUUUUAAUAUCUCCUUCAGUUCAUUUUCUAAGACAAACACAAGUGACAUUUUCAAAUCGAAUAACAACACGGGUACUACUCCCUUUUUUUCGUCCUUCAACAAAACGACCAACAAUGAAAAUCCCUUUUCAUCCAAUUCGUUUAAAUCGUCUGGGGAAGUCAAGUCAAGUGAAAAUUCUUUCCUCUUUAACAACUCCAGCAGUAGCAGUAAUCUGCCCCAAACGAAUACCUUCUCAAAUAGCUUUUCCCUCUUUGCGAAUAAUCAGAGUGCCAAAGGCACCACAACGGGGAAUGAAAAUAAAGACAGUUCCCCUAAUAACCUUUUAACGAGUAAACCCGUUGACGGGUCAACCAAUGUGAAUAAAACCCCCGAGGAACAGAACAAAGGAGAGAAACCAAAUGACCAGCCUGGAACUACUACCCAGAAGGAAGUUCCCCAAACGGGCCAACCAUGUCAGUCGAACCAGAGCGGUGCUGAUAAACCAGUCGAGACCGAAAAUGAAAAAGUGCAAAAGGAAACGCCCAAAGAGAAAACACAAUCAGAAGAGAACAAACUGGAUGAAGCAAAAAUAGCGACAGAAUCGUUGGAACAGAGUAAAUCCGUCGCCGUGGAAAAAGACAAUGCAAAAGAUGAAAAGAAAAAUACGCAGAACGAGCAAAUGGAUUCCUCAAAUAAGGAUGAAAAAACGGAGAAGACGGAGAAGACGAAGGAUAGCACCCCCGGUCUCCUCAAAAGUAACUCUCUCUUCGGUUCUUCCAUCUUCAAAAGUGACACAAAGGAAAGUGCACCAGGGGCCACCAGUUUGGAAAAGAGCGAUCAGAAUAAAACCGCCACGUCCAACUUCGUGUUCAGUUCUGCCGCGAAAAGCGAGACCAACGAAAAGGGGGCCUCCGAACAAAAGGGCCAAAUAGCCAAACCGGACGAAAAUCCUGAAAAGGGUGAAAAUGGUGAAACGAGCGAAAAGGCCAAAAAGGACGAAAAGGAAGAAGCCAAAAAUGAACAACAACACACAGUGUCCAGUUCUAAGGAAGCCCCACCAAGUGACCAAAAAGCGAGUGAAAUAAAUUUCAACCUAAAGGAUAAACCUGUCCAGAGUGACCAAAAAAGUGAGCAGAAAGAGGACAACAAAAAGCCGGCCGAUGAAGAACAGAAGGGGAAGGAACCCGCCAGUGCCCCUAAACCGUCCAUUUUCAAUUUUAACAUUUCGUCCAUCCACGGAUCGAGCGAAUCGAAGGAACAGAAGGACAAAACGGAUGAAGAAGGCAAAUCCGAGGUUAAGAAAGCUCCAGAUAGCGAUGCCGCCGCCAUGGGCGCAACUGAGAAAACGAGCGAAUCGAAAGCGGAUGACAAGAAAAAAUUCUGGUCCUUUUCCUUCACCAAGAAGAAGGAAACGAAGGAUCAGACGGAGCCGAAUGACCUCGGGGAAAAGAGCAAAUCGGGCGACUUCACAAAAUUGGGUGAAUUCCCCAAGCCGGGAGAGUUCCCCAAAUCGGGUGGGUUCAAAUUUGGCGAGUUCUCCAAACCAAGUGACCCCGCGAAGCCGAAGGACAUGUUCGACGGCGCUAAUAGGCUAUCCAGUUUUGGCCUAGGGCAGAACUCCCUUUUUGGCGAUGUGAACAAGAAAAAUGAACUCAAAAAUGAAGACCCUCAAAAGGGGAGCAGCGGUGUCGGCUUUCCAAAUUCUUCGUCCCUUUUUGGAAAGGCCUUCCAACCAGAGAGCGGCAAAGGUGGUUUCUUCUCCGGAGGGGCGGAAAAGAAUAAUAACUUUGGCAGCGGAAUUAACAGUAGUAGUAGUGCCAACCCCUUCUUCUCGACAAAGGUGAACUCGUCCAUGUUUGCACCCUCCUUCGGAAACGCAAAAAUCGAAACGCAAAACAAGCCCCAAAUGUUUGGGCAAAAAGAAGAUGAAGACGUGGACAAGGUAGGAAAUAUGAUAAAUUUCAUGUCGCUAGAAAAUCGAAAAAAAAAUGUGUACCUAAGUAACCAUUUAGAGCAUGAGGAGAAAAAUACAGAAAAAAAAGAAGUUAAACAACCUGAAAAUAUAAAUCAAGUGAGUGAAAACAAAACGGUAGAUAACCAGCAGCAAUAUGCGUUUAAUUUCCAACUAAAGGAAACCAAGGGGACCCUUCGAAAUAAUGAAAAUACCAAAGAAAUGAAUUUUGAAGACUUCCCAUUUUUAUCUGAACAAAAUGCCAGAAUGCAAAUGCUAAAGCUACAAAUGGAGCAACAAAAACAGCUAGAAAAAGACAGAAAGAAUGUCGAAAAAAAUAUAAGACAAAGUGAAUCGUGCUUUAAGAAGGACCUGGACAAAGAAAUGAUAAUCGACGUCAUCAGUAACCUCUCCUCCUUUGUUAAAAAUAAAAUCAAUUUUAUGAAUUAUUGUUCAAAUGAAAUUUUGGACAUAUAUAACAAAGUGGCUCAUUACGAUAAAAUGUAUUCACUCAUAUUGGAAGACCAAAUUAAAAUUGAAAAAAAACAAGAGUCGCUAGAAAAAAGACUAAGACUUAUAGAGAGUGAACAAUGCGAUAUGCUGUCCCUCCUCAACGAAUUAGAUAAUGAAAAUUCCCUAGGGUUUUUAAAAAUCCUGAAUGAAAAAAAUGUAAACAAAGAUGAGAUUAUCAAUAGUAAAAACCUCCAUCUGGACAUCGAGAAUUUUGAAAAGCUGGUGGAAAAAAUGUCUGGCUUGGAGGAGUUAAUGAAUUCUCUCCACACCAUGGGAAAGGACGAUUUUGUGAAUGACAUUAUUAACAAAUGCUACGCCAACGAUUUGAAUUGCGAAGCCAUUGAGAAGCAGCUCAACGGUGCGUCCAGCGAGUUGCGAAAUAUGAAGUGACCCCGCCAUAUGGGGGAGGAAGUCCAACAAGGGGAUCAUUUUGCAGGCGAGAAACGCUUCUUUUUUUUACAUACGUGUUUGCCUGCCCAAUUUGCACACCUAUUUAUUAUAACCUCGUUGCGUUAUUGCCUUAUUUUACCAAAGCAGAACAACCCCCUGUGUUUAAUUCCACCAUUUUGUUUCGUCUCUUUACAUCGCUUUAUCGCAUCUCUCUUUUGAGAGGGGAAAAAAAAACGCCUUCAAAAGGGGCCACACCCCAAUAGGCAUUAGUAUAAACUCUUCCAAUUAUUAUAACCCCC